AAAAUAAAUGACAGCAGAAUGCAUUACAAUUCUUAUUACACAUAUACAGCACAAUUUUUCAUAUCUCUGGUUGUAUAUAAAGUAUGUUCACACCAAUUCGUGUCUUCAUACAUGGUAAAUGAUGUUCAUCACAUUCCACCAUCCUUGCUAACCUCCUCCCUGUAUUUGUAUUCUUGAUGAUUGUCAUUCUGACUGGAGUGAGAUGCAAUCUCAGUGUAGUUUUAAUUUGCAUUUCUCUGAUUGCUAGUGAUAUUGAACAUUUUUUCAUGUAUUUUUUGACCAUUUGUGUUUCUUCUUCUGUGAAGUAUCUGUUCAGUUCCUUUUCCCAUUUACACUUUCUGCUUUUUUCUGUGUUAUGGAAUAGUUUGAAAUGUCUGCCCUGUCAAUGUUUAUUAGAAAUCACCUGACAACUGUGGGGGAGGGAAACUAUCUGAGAUGACCUUUCUAAUUUUUCCAGUUUUUAUUGUUCUAUUAGGUUUCGGCAGGCACUUGUUUUUCUGUUUCAUUUUGAGUCAGUUGACGGAAGUAAAUGAUUAAAUGACUCAGUGUAGGUAACAGUAUAUGGGCUUUUCACGUAGGCCAGGAUAAAGUCCAGUGCAUCUUUUUACUAGUUGUAUAACCUUAAGCAGGUUACUUUAUCCUCUGCAAAGUUCUGUUUUCUCACCUGCAAAGCAUUAGUUCCUACUUCACAAGAGUCUUCAAAGUAUUAGAUGAGAUAUGAGAAGUGAGGACGUUUCCUGGAGUGAAAUGGAGGCCUCAGUAAUAUUACCCAUUCUGAAGAAAAAACUAGCCUUCCUUUCAGGAGGAAAGGACCGACGAAGUGGCCUCAUUCUGACAAUUCCAUUAUGCCUUGAACAAACAAAUAUGGAUGAGCUGAGUGUCACUUUGGACUACCUGCUCAGCAUUCCAAGUGAAAAAUGUAAGGCUAGAGGAUUUACUGUGAUAGUGGAUGGAAGAAAAUCACAGUGGAAUGUGGUGAAAACAGUCGUCUUAAUGCUACAGAAUGUUGUUCCAGCUGAGGUGUCCCUUGUUUGUGUUGUGAAGCCAGAUGAAUUUUGGGAUAAGAAAGUGACACAUUUUUGUUUUUGGAAAGAAAAGGAUAGACUUGGCUUUGAGGUUAUUUUAGUAUCUGCCAAUAAAUUGACCCGUUAUAUAGAACCAUGCCAAUUAACAGAAGAUUUUGGUGGGAGUCUCACCUAUGAUCACAUGGACUGGUUAAAUAAGAGACUGGUUUUUGAGAAGUUUACAAAGGAAUCUACAUCAUUGUUGGAUGAACUUGCUUUGAUUAAUAAUGGAAGUGAUAAAGCAAAUCAGCAAGAGAAAGAAAGAUCUGUGGAUUUAAACUUUCUUCCAUCAGUUGAUCCUGAAACAGUUCUUCAGACAGGGCAUGAAUUAUUAUCCGAAUUACAGCAGCGUCGAUUUAAUGGCUCUGAUGGUGGGGUCUCGUGGUCUCCUAUGGAUGAUGAACUGCUUGCGCAGCCACAGGUUAUGAAAUUAUUAGAUUCACUCCGAGAGCAGUACACCCGCUACCAGGAAGUAUGCAGACAGCGUAGUAAACGCACCCAAUUAGAAGAGAUUCAGCAAAAAGUGAUGCAGGUUGUGAACUGGCUGGAAGGACCUGGAUCAGAACAACUGAGAGCCCAGUGGGGGAUUGGUGACUCUAUUAGGGCUUCCCAGGCCCUACAGCAGAAGCAUGAAGAGAUUGAGAGCCAGCACAGUGAAUGGUUUGCAGUAUAUGUGGAGCUUAAUCAGCAAAUUGCCGCACUCUUGAAUGCUGGGGAUGAGGAAGAUCUUGUGGAACUGAAGUCACUACAGCAACAACUUAGUGAUGUUUGUUAUCGGCAGGCCAGUCAGCUGGAAUUCAGGCAAAAUCUCUUACAAGCAGCUCUUGAAUUUCAUGGUGUUGCACAAGAUUUGUCUCAGCAGUUGGAUGGCUUAUUAGGGAUGUUGUGCGUAGAUGUAGCACCAGCUGAUGGAGCAUCGAUUCAGCAAACUUUAAAACUGCUUGAAGAGAAGCUGAAAAGUGUUGAUGUGGGAUUGCAAGGUUUGCGUGAAAAAGGUCAAGGUCUGCUGGAUCAGAUCUCCAAUCAGGCGUCCUGGGCCUAUGGAAAGGAUGUAACCAUUGAAAAUAAAGAAAACGUGGACCACAUACAAGGAGUGAUGGAAGACAUGCAACUUAGGAAACAAAGAUGUGAAGACAUGGUAGAUGUGCGAAGGUUAAAGAUGCUUCAGAUGGUGCAGCUGUUUAAAUGUGAAGAAGAUGCUGCUCAGGCGGUUGAAUGGCUAAGUGAACUUCUGGAUGCUCUACUUAAGACCCACAUCAGAUUGGGUGAUGAUGCUCAGGAAACGAAAGUUUUACUGGAAAAGCAUAGAAAAUUUGUUGAUGUUGCACAGAGUACUUAUGAUUAUGGUAGACAGUUGCUGCAGGCCACAGUUGUGUUGUGCCAGUCUUUACGAUGCACCUCUCGGUCUUCUGGGGACACACUUCCUCGACUGAACAGGGUGUGGAAACAGUUUACAAUAGCGUCCGAAGAGAGAGUACAUAGGUUGGAAAUGGCCAUUGCAUUUCACUCAAAUGCUGAAAAGAUUUUACAAGACUGUCCGGAAGAGCCUGAAGCUAUUAAUGAUGAGGAGCAAUUUGAUGAAAUUGAAGCAGUUGGGAAAUCACUUUUGGAUAGAUUAACUGUUCCUGUAGUUUAUCCUGAUGGAACCGAACAAUAUUUUGGGAGUCCAAGUGACAUGGCUUCUGCUGCAGAGCACAUCAGAGACAGGAUGAAACUAGUUAGUCUCAAAAGGCAGCAGCUGAGACAUCCUGAAAUGGUGACCACAGAGAGCUAAUAGCUACCAGCGUCCCACAGACCUACAGUUCACAUUCCCGCAUGUUGUCGGCAUUCUGCAGCAUUAGCCACAGUCCAUUAAGACACAUCUCACAGCAGGAUAAGCCUCAUUUCUUCCCACAACACGUUUCUCUCUACAUGCUAACACCUCGCAACUACCAAGGCAUAAUUAUUUAAUAUGCUUUGAGAUCAUAGACUCCAGGUAUCUUAAAAGAAGGAAACUGUAAACAUUGCACUGAAAUCUUGCUUUCAAGCUUUACAUGACCUGUCAGUUUGUAGAUGAACAACUGAUAAUAAGCUUUGAAUGGUGCUAAUAAGAGUUUAGGAAUUCUCCUUAUAAAAAAUGGUCGCCCUUCCUCCCCAGGUGUGUAGUAAAUUUAGACUGUAGUUAAACUAUCAUUAGUAGAUUUUGGCAUCCUCAAAAUUUUACUUUGUAAUUCUUUAAGAUUGAUUAUUUUUAUUGUGUCAAUAUGAAGAACAUCGUUCAGAUCUUUGAUAUAUCAUAUUCAUUAAAAACAUUUUCCUAUUUGUAUUGAUAAUGUAUUAAAGUUGUUUGUGCUUAAUAAAAGGCUUCUUUAAACAUCUUAUUUAAUUUGGUAGUUAUAUCCUAUUUUCAAACAUGAGUGCCUUAUCAAAAAGGGCAUUCUUAGAACUGUGAGGAUGGUUUAAUAAUUGUUUUUUCAAGGUUGUUGCAUGUAUUUUAGCCAGAAAAUUCAUAUGUAUGCAUGUGUAUAUAAUAAAUAAGCAUGUUUUAUCAUGAAAAAUAAUUGUGAAGAAUAAUUUAGAUCUUUAAGAACUUAUUAAUAAUGGGAUACUAUUUCAGAGUUUUCUUUUCUUCAACUUCAAAAAUUUUAUCCAAAUUAUUAACUAUCCUGAAGAUAUUUUGUCUUUGGGAGAGGAGGGCUAAGGAAGAAGGCAUACAUAAUUACUUCAGUGUAAUCCUUUAUAUCAAAGUAAUCUUUCUGGAACUAAAAUAGUAAUUGUUAAUAAAAUUUAAUUUCUCAUGACAGACUAGAGGCAAAAUCAUUUCUGAAGUAGUCUAAUAACAAAAACCGUACGACUCCUUUAGAAAUAAAAUUUAUCACAAAAUGAUAGUGUUUUUACAUUUGUAUUAAGUUUAAAUUGUAAAAUGCAUAUAAUUUAAUUUUUGUGUUAAUUUUUAUGCCAGAAGAUUUUUUAAAGAUGAAAAAUAAUUUUUUAGACUUGUGAUCAGUACAACAUUAUGCAAAGAAUUAUGUGCUGGUUCCUUUUCAUGAUCCACAAACAAGUUCAUGUAUCUCUGAUGCAAAAACCUCCCUCUGAACCUUCUGGUUUCUCCAGCCUUCUUCACUGCCAGACUUCUUGAAGAAGUCCAUAUCCCUUGCCCUACAUCGUCAUUUCUCCUUGCAGAGCAUCUUGCAGUCUGGUUUCACACAGCACUCUAAUGCCUUUUGAAAAUCAGGAAUGGUUUUCCACCUACUGAGCUGAGUGUUGUUUUUUCUCAGCUGGCAUCUCUAACCCUUCCAUUUAUAAAAUUGAACAACCUUUCCUAGGCAGCAUCUCCUCCCUCGAAGAUGCUAUCCUCUGCCAUAACUGUGAGUACAGUCACAUAAUUCAUCUUUAAAAUGUGUACUAACCAUGUGUGCUCUUAGAUUCUGUCCUCAGAAUGCUUGUGGCUCUUCUUUAGGUAUCUCCUCCUUAGGGUUUCUGUUUUAUCACAGCAUCGUGCAUCACAUAUCUGGUCCAAAACACUAGACUUGUUCUUUCAACUGCCUGCUUAACAUUUCAGCCCAGAGGAAGGAUUUCUCCUACUGCUCACCCUGUCCUCCUGGCAUAAUUUUGUUAGUUAAUGGUGCAGCCCUUUAUCCUAGUCAAACAUGCCAGAUAAUCUGGGGAAAAAUUCAACUGUUCCUUCUUGUCUUAUGCUACCACUGCUUCUGAGAACAUCAAGGAAGUUCUUUCUGUACUUGAUAAUCCUCUCAGCUUUUUAGUACUUUACUCCUAUGAGUAUGAACUUUUGUGAUUCUUCUUUUGGUCUUCCUGAUGGUGCUAGCCACAUUCUAUACUUCUAUGUAAUAUUCUGCUACGUUAUAAGCUCUUUUGAGGGAAAGAUCUUGUCCUACUAGUUCAGUUCCCAGGGUUUAACUCACAUGGAAUAGUUGUUUACUCCUACAUGGGUUCCGUUUUAAUCACUGAAAAUAAUCCCUUUCAUAUUUCAACCUGAAGUUUGUUUUCAGCAUACUCAUUUCCUAACGUUAAGACUGAGGAGUACAUCACCUUGCAAGGAAGUCAUUUGGUAUUUUAUAUAUUUAGUUGUGUAGCUACUUCAGAUAUUUAGUAGGUUCGUCAUCUUUUACUAAAUUUCAGAGUUGUUAGAAUUUUUUUAUCAAGACUUUCUUAAAAGAAGAACUGAUUUGUUAGUAUUUAGACCAUCAACUCACGGAUUCAAAAUUGCCAUUUUUUAUAUAUUUUAAACGCUCCUGCCCACAAAAAGAGUAUAGUAAGACAAAAGUUGGAAAUGUUAUUUGUAAUUUGAAUAUUUCACAUAAGCUAGAUAUACUUUUAGCAAAAAUAAAUACCGUUGUUCUUCAUUUGUAAAUUUGCUGCUGUUUUCUAUAUAUGUUUCUGUACAUACUCGUAGAGUUACGAAUGAAAGCCCAACAGUGCCCAGAUAUGAUUUUUUUCAUGUGGUCAUAGUUCACGUACAGCGCAUGUGAAGGAGGCAGCUACAGACUGGAAUCACAAGCCCUUCGUGUGUCGUAGAUGAACAUUGGCCUGCAAAUGUAACUGAAAAAGAACCAAUUAUUUCUCAUGGUACAUGCCACAACUUCCCAUGUUACUUUAGCCCUGCUCAGGGAAUUACUAUAAUGUUGGUUGGGCUAGUUUUGUUAUGUAUUUUGUCUUUGGGCUUGAAGGAUUUAUUUUUUUUCUCUUGCUUUCUGAUUGUGUAUUUGCUGCUGUGUGAACUCAAUAUAUAAAGACAUUUUAAUACCUAUUCUUUAUUCAUGUCUAACCCAGCAGGGUUAUCAGAUAAAGAUGACACCUUCGUUUCUGAUCCACUUUGCUUUGUUCCCAGUCCUUGUUGUUGGUGACCUUAUUCUUCUAGGGUGGCUCAUUGAUGGCAUUGGUGAAACUGCGUGUGUAGUCUUGCCAGCUGGGAAACUAAUGGUAGAUCUAGGCUUCAUGACCAGAUAGAAGAUUGGGUAUGUCUCUCACUUAAAGGGAUUUAUACUGGCUAUUGCAUCUGAUGUUAUUUAGUCUUAGUGUGUUUUUUGCUUCAUUACCUUGUCAGUUGCUGUAUGGUGUGCUAUUCAGUUUAUCAUUGUUGUUACUAGGGUCACACUCCUUAAUGUGAGUAUGACAGUGGGUUACUUUUACUACAGUGCUAAGCAAACCACAUUUUCUGAUCCAAAACCUUUAUAAUCAGUGGUAUGAUUGGUAUGAUAGUGAGGUGAGUUGAGUCUGUCCCACUGUGCAGUGUACAUCUGAAGAGCUAAUUCAGUGUUUUCUACUAUACCUAAGUUACCUGCCAGUAGAGAUUGGCUGCUGGUGUGCACUUCUCCCAUCCUCCCAUCUACCCAAAGUGCACAGAAGCCUAAGAAGAGUAAACUGGUUACUAAAAACUGAACAUACUUAUGGCUGCUAAAGCCCUCCAUGUCUAGUCUAUAGAGAAUAGCAUAGGCGAAAACAAACACCAAUAAGUAUAUCGUAACCAGUGACUAAGAUUUGUAUGAUUAUGGUAUCUUCACUUAAGCCCUUAAAUGAAAGUUCUCUAGGAUCAAAAAGAUGGGCUGAACAUGACUGAACAGUUAAUCGAAUUGUUAAACUUAGCAAUGUUAACUUUCAGUUCUAGAAAUAAACACGUCUCAGUUGGGAGUAGAAAAUAUUCUGCUUGUUUGAUGCCAACGAAUACCUUGAUGAGACAAAAUAAGAAUAAAUUUAACAAUUGACAUUACUUGGCUUUAGUGUGUGCCCCAGAAAAAUCUAGGUUUAGCUAAGAAACAAAGAUAAUGGAAGAACUGUAGAGGAAUUAUCAUAAAAGCUAAACUAAGAAUUAUAGUGCAUAUAAUGGAAAGAGUUUGGAGUUUGAAAACUUGGCUUCAAAAACUGGCAUUGUCAUGUACUGUGACUUGGUAUUAAAUCAGCAAAUUUCUUUGGAACUGUAAAAGUUACACAAAAUGGAAAUUGUUAUUGCUUUAAUUAUCUCUUCAGAAGAGAAAAUAGAGUAUCCUUUAAUCUUGUUCUGUCUCAGAUGAUAAGCAUGAGAUAGCGGGGGGAACAGCAUGCUGUUCAUGUUUACCCCCUUAGCUCCAUUCCUGUUUCACUAGUGUGCAAGGAAAAUAUGCAUUCAGAAUUGUAUCUCUGAAAUAUUAAGGUGAAGUUGGUGAGUACAUGGUAAGGCUUUAAACUGACCAACUCACUGUUGAGGGGGAAGAUAAUGUCACAAUAAGAUGGAAGACUAGUGAUGAGUAUUGUUUAUUUUGAGGUUGACGGGGCAUGACAUGACUCCAUUAAUAAACCCAAGGAAAAGAAAGCCAUACUUGGAUUGUCUCUUAAUAAAUCACCCACUUGUAGAAACUAGUAGAACAUAAAUCUGUUGAGGUAUUUAUAAAGUAUUCCAAUAAUGAGUUAAGAAAACACAGUUUGAGACACCAAUAGUGUUAUUGGUGGUUAUGGUUGGAGAAGAGCUUUCUCGGCAAAUGCAGGUUGUGAUGAUAAACAGAAAAAGAUUGUUCUUCUACCAGAGAUUUAGAACUGAGGGUGUUGCAUGACUUAGCAUACAUAAAUACAGCAGAGGCUUUAAGAUGGAAAAUGAUUCAUGGAUAUGAUGCCAAAUAUGACUCAAUAUCACAGCAGUAGUUUAAAGCAAACUUGAAAGCCUGAGAAUAAACACUAGUCCUAUACAUCAAGUAAAAGCAGAACCUGUACUAGGACGUGAAGAACUUUGAGAUCAAAAGAAAGCCAAAACUCUAAAUAUUAUGACAGCCAGUGAGUGCACUUUUUGAAGAAUCAGAUUAUUUUUGUGAGAAGUCUAUGAGGCAAUAUGAAACAUAUAAUUCCUAUAUGUCAUAAUAUAGGAAUUCUUAAUUCUUAACAUAGAACUAAAAAUAGUUGUGAAGUCCAUAUAUUGAGAGCGGUGUUUUGAGGGAUUUUAAGUCAGGCAUGUGGAAAACUAUUUCUGACAAAAGGGCUCUUGAACUCUGGAAGCCACUUCUAAGUACAUCUUAAGGAAGUACCUUUAAAGUAUUUACAGGUUGAAUGCCACGUCUUCAGGGUGUCCAAAUGUGUGUCUCACUUAGAUAUAGAAGGGUGAUCAAGGUGUCCCUCCACUGAGAAUAUAGUGGCCCAUUCACUAUUUGAUGCUGGGGAUUGAACCCAGGGGCACUUAAACAUGGAGCCCCCAUCCCCGGCCCAUUUUUUUGUUGUUGUUGUUUUUUGUUUUGAGACAGUGUCUCAGUAAGUUUCUUAGGGCCUUUUAAGUGGCUGGGGCUGGCUUUGAACUUAAAAUCUUCCUGCCCCAGCCUCCCAGCUGUUGGGAUUACAGGCAUGUGCAGAAAUGAGAUGGUGCCUGGCGCGUAACACCUUUUUUAUUAUAGUUACCCCAAUUCUUUAGUUUUUAAGGUAGGGUAAAAACAAGAAUGUUUCUUCAUCUUGGUUUUUGGCAUCAGUCUUCACAGCCAACAGAUUUGCUCACAGUAUGCCAUCAAGAUGUGUUUUUUCCGAAAGUGUGAGAGGAUCGAAAUAUCACUUAGGCAAUUUUGAACCAGAGUAAAUUUGAGAAGCGAUCACUGACCUCAUGCUCUGGGAUGUCCUUUCUCAAGCACUUAGGAGAAACUUGAUUCUAAAUUUACAUUUAAUAGAAGAAUUUAGUAAUCAUAUACUGUCAUGAGAUCAAUAAUGAAAUUCUCACCAGCAUCUUUUGGUUUUAAAAAAUUGCACCCUAUGUUUCAUAACUUUUUAAAUAAAAAUUUUCAACUGUGUAACAAAAAUGUUAAAAUAAUGUUAUGGUGUUCUUAGCUCCCAAAUGCUAAUUUGCAUUAACUCUCUUUGUUUUAUCACAGAAUUAUCCGUACCUCAGUUCAUCAAUCCAUGUUAUUUUUUUUGAUGCAUUUUAAAUUGCAGACAUCUGAACACUUCUAAAUACUUUAGCAUACAUAUCAUUAGGAUUCAGUAUUUGCUCCCAUUUUUCUUUUGAUGUAAAAUUAGCAUACAGUGAUAUGUAAAAGACUUAUAUUUGCAUCGCCUGGGUUUUGGCAAAUGCAUACUGUGCUAUCAAGAUAUAGAAUUAUCACCAUCCUAGAAAGUUCCCAGAUGGUCCUCUUCCAGUCAAUCCCUGUCCCCUCACCUGACUCUUAAAGGCAACCACUGUUCUUUUUUCUACCAGAUUUCCUGUUUUUGUAAAUAAAAUCACACAUGUACUCUUUUCUACAAGGCUUCUUCACCAUAAUGUUUGGGAGAUUUCUCAAUGUGUCUGGGUAUUUCUAGUUUAUUCCUUUUAGUUGCUGAGUAGUAUUCCAUUCAUUGUAUAUUGCGGUUGGUUUAUCCAGUUUCCUAUUGGCUACCUGGGCUAUUUCCAGGGUUGUCAAUUAUAAAUAAGCUGCUAUGAUCAAUCUUACAUAUGUCUAUGUGAACAUAGGUUUUCAUUUUCUCUUGUGUAGAUACCUAGGAAUAGAACUGCUGGAUCAUAGGGUAGUUUAAAAAGAAACUCUACCUUUUUCCAAUGCAGUUGUUCUGUGCUCUGGAUUUUAUAUUUUAGGUGUGUAGAAAGGUAAACUAUUUUUAUGAUCCACAUUGAAUAUUAGGAGAUGUAGGUUUGGGGGUAGAAAUGACAUUGUUCAUUGUUAAAUUUGACAGUUAGUGUCAUUUGAGGGAAGCAAAGACCUAUCUGCCCAAAACAACUCCUUGAGAGGUUCCUACGCCUGAAACUUUAGCAUUAAUUUCAUUCUUUGAAAGGUUAAACCCCAAGAAUGGUGAUAUAUUAGCUACAAGAAAGAGCAUUGUUUUUUUUUUUUAAAUGUUACUAACUUUUGCCACCCGUUUUCAGUAAGUAAAAUAUGACUCUCAUCAUUGAACAGAAAAGACCAUUUUUGUGGUGAUGGUGGAGUGGGUAGUAAAAUGUAUGUGUACUACUCGGUCAGUCUCAGGUCCAGCAAUGUGAGAGAGCCCCCGGAACUCCCUGUGACGGAAGUCACCCAGUGGUAGUCAGGAAAGCAGAAAACGGGAUGGGAAGAAUUCUACCUCACAGUUUUGCAUAGGGGAUAGCUAUGCUUUUGCAGGACAUUUUAGCCUUUAAAACCAUAUUUUCAAUAUUGUGUUUAUAUUCAGUACUACCCAGCUGUGGUUAUUUCAUACUCUGGUGACUUUCUUAUCCACUGUGUUUUAUCUUUCCUGCCCAUUCUAUUACAUAGAGCAUUUACCUGUAUUAGCCUGUAAAAUUAUAAUCGUAUGUAUGUUUCCAGUGCCCAUGUUCAAAGAUAUUUGUGUAUGGUUUAUCUGAUCUUUCCUAUUAGAUUUGUAAAGGCUGGGAAUUUUGGCUUCUACUGUAAAUCCUUAUAAUGCUCCACACAUUGUAAAUAUGCAAUAAAAUGUUAAGAACUAUAA
This is a messenger RNA of Marmota monax (woodchuck), 10418 nucleotides long. RefSeq names its product SEC14 and spectrin domain containing 1 (gene Sestd1). The transcript has 18 exons. Bases 718 to 2838 code for a protein of 706 amino acids. Lineage: Eukaryota; Metazoa; Chordata; Mammalia; Rodentia; Sciuridae. The record is from RefSeq and is a predicted model, not a curated record.